AAACGGAAAGAUGUUGCAGGUGUAACCAACAUUAACAGAAGCUCCAUGGCGCCCUCCAGCGGUGACUCAGCGUGCGUCUCUCGCGCAGCGGAAAACAAGUGCACUGCAGCUGAACGGUGCAUUCGGUGAGAGGUCGGUAAAGCAGUCGUGUCAGCUCGUCGGCAAACCUCUCCCUCGCUUUAAUCUGGACCCAGUUUUAAUUUUGUCCUAAAAAAUCCGCAAAUCGAAGGCACAGCAGAAUAAUCGUGGUGCUGGACACACAGCUCGGAUAUUGCCGUGAACGCUGAAGGCUGAGAAAUGGCAACGACAACUUGCACGCGCUUCACCGACGAGUUCCAGCUGUAUGAAGAACUUGGAAAGGGGGCCUUCUCCAUCGUGAGACGUUGUGUCAAGCUGUGCACGGGCCAAGAGUAUGCUGCCAAAAUCAUCAACACCAAAAAGCUCUCGGCAAGAGAUCACCAGAAGCUGGAACGAGAAGCCCGUAUCUGCCGCCUGCUCAAACAUCCCAAUAUCGUGCGGCUCCAUGACAGUAUAUCAGAGGAAGGCUUCCAUUACCUCUUAUUUGACCUUGUGACGGGUGGAGAGCUGUUUGAAGACAUCGUAGCCAGAGAAUAUUACAGUGAAGCUGACGCCAGUCAUUGUAUCCAUCAGAUUCUAGAGAGUGUCGAUCACAUUCACCAUCAUGACAUAGUGCACAGGGACCUGAAGCCGGAGAACCUGCUCUUGGCCAGUAAAUGCAAGAACGCCGCCGUCAAGUUGGCCGACUUUGGCCUGGCCAUUGAAGUGCAGGGAGAACAGCAGGCCUGGUUUGGGUUCGCUGGGACGCCAGGUUACCUCUCCCCAGAAGUGCUACGAAAGGAGGCUUAUGGGAAACCUGUGGACAUUUGGGCCUGUGGAGUCAUCCUGUAUAUUCUGCUGGUGGGAUAUCCUCCGUUUUGGGAUGAAGACCAACACAAACUCUACCAGCAGAUCAAAGCCGGGGCUUAUGACUUCCCUUCGCCAGAGUGGGACACGGUCACCCCUGAGGCCAAAAACCUGAUCAAUCAGAUGCUGACCAUCAAUCCAGCCAAGAGAAUCACGGCCCAGGAGGCUCUGAAACACCCGUGGGUCUGCCAACGCUCCACUGUGGCGUCCAUGAUGCACAGACAGGAAACAGUCGAGUGCCUGAAGAAGUUCAACGCGAGAAGGAAACUCAAGGGUGCGAUAUUGACCACCAUGCUGGUGUCGCGCAAUUUCUCUGUGGGCAGGCAGACCACGGCACCCGCCAGCGUCUCUGCAGCCGGUACCACCACCAGUCUGGUGGAACAAGCAGCCAAGAGCCUGCUCAACAGGAAGGCCGAUGUCAAGAAACGGAAGUCCAGCUCCACCGUUCAGUACAUGCCACAGUCAAACAGUGUGAAAAACAGCAUAGUCACCAGUCCCAAAGGAAACGUCUCUUCUCCUGCUCUGGAGCCUCAGACCACUGUAAUCCAUAACCCAGUGGAUGGGAUCAAGGAAUCUUCAGACAGCAGCCACACCACCAUUGAAGAUGAAGAUGUCAAAGAGAAAAGCCUAAAUAGCAGUUCAGUUAAAGCCCCCUCUGAAGUCAGCCAAUCACCUCCGGGCUCCGUCCCUGCCAUCUUCUCCACCAAGCUGACUGACAUCCUGGGCUGCGCCCGUAAGGUCUCGGGACCCCCGGCAUUGCCUGAUAGUGAAGCAGCAGCCCACUCAGCACAAUCCCCUCCACAGACCCCCAUCAUGCAGACACGCAAACAGGAAAUCAUUAAGAUCACGGAGCAGCUGAUAGAAGCCAUCAAUAAUGGGGACUUUGACGCCUAUGCGAAAAUCUGUGAUCCUGGACUGACAUCCUUUGAACCCGAGGCUUUGGGGAACCUGGUUGAAGGAAUGGACUUCCAUAGAUUCUACUUUGAGAACUUGCUUUCUAAGAACAGCAAGCCGAUCCACACCACCAUCCUGAACCCUCACGUGCACCUGAUCGGAGAAGAAGCCGCCUGCAUCGCCUACAUCCGCCUCACUCAGUUUGUGGACGGGCAGGGCCUGCCGCGCAGCAGCCAGUCGGAGGAGACCCGCGUGUGGCACCGUCGGGACUCCAAAUGGCAGAACGUUCAUUUCCACUGCUCCGGUGCACCAGCUGCCCCUCUCCAGUGAAGAGUGGCCCUUCAACAGAUACAUUAGGUGCGAGUGACAAGGCGGACUGAUAGAAUGGCUCCAAACCCUCCAGCCUUCCAACGCUGGACACAGCCGUCCUCUCCUGCAUGCAAACCCACAGUUAUCUGUCCACCUGCUGGGCAUCCAGAACCCCCGUCACCUCCGACUCCACCCAGCACGCUACCGAACGUCUUUAUGCCAAGACUUCCUCCCAACACAAGAGCAGCACUGCAUAUAUUAAUCAUCGAGAGCAAUCAUAGACUCCAGAUUACCUUCUAGAGUUAUAAUAACCCGCACGAUUGCCUUUGCGCUCAUCUUCACUGGCCUUAUGCCCCCUGUGCCCAGGUACUCCCAAAUACAGUAGAUCAUGUUUUAAUAAAAAUAUCAUUAUUAUUGCUGUAUUUAUUGUUAUUGUUACUACUAUUGAUUAUAUAUGAUUAUUACUUCCGUCAGGUUUCUAAGUAUUACUGUUGUUCUUGAGAUUGUAUAUUUGAUGGUAAAAUUACUGAUGUUUUGUUUUUAAACACUUUUUUUUUUUAAGCAUGGAUUUUAAGUAUUUUUUUGGUGUUCAAAUAAUCUGAAGUCACUCUAAAAGCAGCUGCACACGAAUAUGGUGGCGAGCGGUUUUUCUGUCACCGUGAUCAGUGUUCAUAUCAUCAGGUCACCAAUCAGAUCUCUUAGAGGCAGCUGACAUCAUCACAUCAUUGAGAUUCACCUCGUAUAUCUGCAGCUUGCCAAGUUGAAUUCCUUCAAAAGGAGCUGUCUGUCUCUUAAUCAGAGCAUAAUCGGUAUCUGUAUUGGCCCUUGAUGACCAGCAGCUGAUGUGUCCUUCUUAUUGACAGUCAGUGCUGAUCUGGUUUUAUUUGAGUUUUGGUGGUCUGUGAGACUAGGAACGUCUGCUGAAGCUAGUCUUCUUUUUCUCUAGGAAUCUAGUAGGAUGUUUCGAGAGGGUACAGCAUGUUGUUUUUUAAGGGCUUUUAUUGUAAAGCAGCAGGAAGUUUACAGCUGUUCGCUGGCCAGGUGUUUAUUUAAAAAGCCAUUCUGGAUCCCACGGUCAUCAUAAACCUAUGAAUUUUAACAUGUCACAGAACAUUGUGAUUCACCUCGACUCAGGCACCUACAGUUAUCAUUCUUUGUUUUGUUUUUUUUGUUCUGUACAUGCAGGAACUUUUUAUAUAUAAUUUAUGUGGUGUAAUUAUGGCAGUAUUGGCCAUAGUUUUUUUUUUUUAGCUUGUACGCGUGUACGUGUGUGGUUUUACAAUACAAUGGCACUGAUAUCCUGAAUGUGAAAGCAUAGUCACUAUAUUAAAGUGUUGAAAGCCAUAACACAGUGUGUGAAUUUUUGGUGGAUCUGUAUGGAUGUUUUUGUUAGUGUUGUGUUUCUGUCUAGCAGAACCGGAAGACAGUGUUAUGUGGAUUGACUAGAGGACUUCCUGACAACUGGUACUGUUUGUUUUUGACAUCCUGUCAAAACAUUUCUGAAGUCACACAACCUUUGUUGAGGCUACUCGUUGUGUUUUAUGUUGCUUUCAAAGGAAUAGAUCACCCAAAAUGAAGAUUUCAGGAAAAUGUACUCACCCUCAGGUCAUCCAAGAUGUAGAUGAGUUUCUUCAUCAGAACAGAUUUGGAGAAAUGUAACAUUACAGCAAUUGCUCACCAAUUGAUCCUCUGCAGUGAAUGGGUGCCGUCAGAAUGAGAGUCCAAACAGAUAAUAAAACAUCACAAUAAUCCACAAGUCAUCCAUGUCGAUGGACUGAAGUGGUGUGGAUUAUUGUGAUGUUUUUGGACUCUCAUUCUGACGGCACCCAUUCACUGCAGAGCCUCUAUUAAUGAGCAAGUGAUGUAAAGCCAAUCCUUUCUAAAUCUGUUCUGAUGAAAAAACUCAUCUACAUCUUGGAAGGCCUGAGCAAGAGACAGUUUUCAACAAAAUGUAAUUUAUAGGUGAACUGUUCCUUUAAUUUCAAUCUGAAAUGUGACUUGUAUUUUUGUAGUACACUUUAAUGAGAGUUUCAAACACUUUGUAAAUGAUGGCAAAUACAACAUCCGCUGCAAACGGCAGUCCGCAUGUCGACAAACCGGUGUUAUUCCUUUAUUUGUGUUUAGAAUUGCAGACAAUAAUUGAAAAUUAAACCGCUCGACAUAUAGAUAUCUUGUAAAAACUACCGCUGCAUAGUGUUAACUUAUCUUAACGGUGAAAGCUAUUUGCAUGAACUACACCUUCACAAUAAUACAUUUUGGUGACUUUUUUUUUUGUUUCAUUCUGUGUAUUUUAUACUGAAUGCUGGUGAUUCUAUUUUUAAGCUUUGUAAGUGCAUAUAACUAUUUUUGUCUAAUGAUGAUGAUGACUGUCAUGGUAAAACAGCUAUUCUGAUUGUAUGGCAUGCUUUUGUAUAGCAUUUGUUGUUGUUUGAGCAGUGUUGGUUGAAUCCACCGAAAAUGUGAAAUAAUGAACAAUGUGUUUAUUAGUGUGGGUCAAUCGCAGUGUUUGCCGAUGUCACACUAGGUCACAUUAUGCAUGUGUUUUAUUACGGAAUGGAUCGUGCUUUGGCUGCCAGUCUACAAAAGGGACCUCGAAUUAUGUCUGUGUUCAAUGACGUUUAAUCAACAACCUUCAGUGUGCUUCGCUCAAAUGCUGUCUUCUUCUUUAGGGGGCGCUCUUUACCACACUGUUCUAGAUAAAAAUGCAUAAUUUUAAGAUUUCCAAGAAUUUACUCACUUUUCUGCUUAUACACAGAAACACAAUCUUAAUGCACUAACAAAUUGUGUUAAUGAAACGUAAAUGUUUUUUUUUUGUUGUUUUUUUAGAUAAUAACCACCAAAAGAGUGACCUUGAAACAGUUGAAGUGAUGAGUGAUAUUGUUUGAUCAGGCCACUAAUGGGAAGCUGGUGUGUGUCUGAGUGUCUUUAAGUGUGUUACACAUAUGUGAAAGAGUGAAUCAGUGUUGUGUUUCUCUAGUGUUGACGCGUUGCUGCUCUUACAAAAUCACACCAAUUACUAUUUGUAGUAUUCACAUUUUUUCCCACUGUUUUUUCUAAUCUUUUGCUUAAAUCUGACAACAUUUCUCUGAACAUUAGCCUUCCAAAUUUGCAAGUUUUUUUUGUAUAUAAUCUAAAAUGAGAUGAAGUGGAUUUUAUUCAGUUCUGAAAAAAAAAAUAUUAUUUAGAAAUUUGUUUAUCCUCAUUCUUAUUGAUAUUCAUAUCUGUUCUUCCAAUGUGCUCUCCCUCUUUUUCUCUCCCUGUGUGCUAUAGGAAAUAUAUUAAGAUGUUAUCAGUAUUAUCAAUAAAAAGACUGUCAAAACCCA
Carassius gibelio (silver crucian carp) is the source of this 5450-nucleotide messenger RNA. RefSeq names its product calcium/calmodulin-dependent protein kinase type II subunit beta. The transcript is spliced from 24 exons. NCBI's taxonomy places the organism in Eukaryota, Metazoa, Chordata, Actinopteri, Cypriniformes, Cyprinidae. Gene Ontology annotation, biological process: protein phosphorylation. Bases 298 to 2148 code for a protein of 616 amino acids. Gene Ontology annotation, molecular function: calcium/calmodulin-dependent protein kinase activity; ATP binding; calmodulin binding. The record is from RefSeq and is a predicted model, not a curated record. Gene Ontology annotation, cellular component: cytoplasm; neuron projection.